AUGGAGACUGUGUUCUUUGCUGUGUCGUUGAUUGUGCUUGCGGCAGUUCAAGGGCAACCUGGGAUGAAGGUGCGGUUUCAGCAGUCGGAUGUUGAGGUCGCUCUGCUGGGCCAGCUGAGAAUUGCAUGUGAAGUCAACAGAACACUGUUAGAUCUGGUCAACGACAUUGAAGUGGAGAUAAUUCGUCAGUCUCCCAAUAAUGAAACAGAGACCGUCAUAUCAAGAGGAGCUCGGAAACUCACAGCUGAGCCAAAUUACUACAACGUUAUGGUCAGUGAGAAUCCUGGCUUUGGAGUCAUAAUCAAUUUUGAGUUUCUCGAAGUAAGACGCCAUGAUGAGGGCAACUAUGUCUGCAGAAUAAAGCAAAACAGCAACGCUGUAGUUCUUGGUGAAGAUAGCAUGGCGAUUAUUGUUCUCAAACCAGUCGAGAAGCUGUACCUGAAGUUUGGCAAUUCUGGUCCUAUAUCAAGUAGUUGGGUGGACCCAGUUGUGGUAGAUGCUGGAACAUACCCAGUUGUAUGCACUGCAGAAGGUAGCAAUCCUCCGGCUACAGUCCGUUUAUACCUGGACGGCAAACACAUUCAGGAAGUAUCGACGAAGACGGACAAAAUGGAAUCUCAUCUGAAAGAAUUCAGAACUGUAGUGACAGGGGAGGUGUCCCUGGUAUUUUCAAAAUCAUCGGGAUCAGUUGAAUGUGUUGCUGAAGCUCAGCUUGGAGAUAAAAGAAGUGUUAAAUUACCAUUCAAGGCACAAGUGUAUGAUGCUGACAUUAUCUGUAAUGACACGGAAGCCUACCCAGGAGAGAAUAAUGUUGUCAUCGCCUGCAUCGUGGAUAACCAGGGUCUCAAAGUUAAAAGUGUUAGAUAUGAGCUGGCAGAUAAAGAAUCGCAACAAUCAGGACUGAAUAGUCUGGCCGCUGAAGACGUUAAUAUAGAGAGGCUAUCAGAAACUAAGAUAAGAGUGUAUCUGAGACUGCAAAGGGCUGAAGAUCAGUACUUCAAAUCUGAGUUCCGCUUGCUAGUGGAGCUUGAAGACGGACACGUAACUAGGCAGUCUGUUCGACUGUACAAAACUCCAGGAUAUGGCUCCGCCUCAGGAUCUGGAGGCAAUCCUAGCAGUAAAGUGCCAUCGUUAAUGCUGUUUUUCGCAUACAUUAUGUGGCUUUUAUAA
This is a messenger RNA of Candidula unifasciata, 1170 nucleotides long. The record is from the annotation of a GenBank genome assembly. NCBI's taxonomy places the organism in Eukaryota, Metazoa, Mollusca, Gastropoda, Stylommatophora, Geomitridae.